ACAAUAGACAUGUUGCACCAUUAUCAAGCAAGUAUACAACAGAAAUGAUUCAGACUCGGUCAUUGUGAUAAAUAAAAAGAAAAUAAAGAAACGUGUUUUUACCACUGAAAAAAAAGAUAUGAUUGACUAAAAAGUAAUAAAUAAUUAAAAUAUCCUAGUGUUUUACAAAUUAAAAUGACAUCUCCAACAACAUCGUCUGCUAUUUUAAUAAACGACGUUGUCAGUGAAUGCAGUCUCAAUGACAGUCGUGACAGUCGCGAUGACAAAGAAAAACUUGUCAAACAGAGAAAUACUCCUCGAAAUAAUUUCAUUUCAUACUCAAACGAUGAUGUUAAUGUUAGAUUCAGGAACGUAAGUGCAGAAGAAAAUUAUGGCUUUAACAGUAUUAUGGAAAGUGUUUCCAAUCGGCAAUCGAGGAGACUCAAUACUGGAGAAUUAACUCCUGGAGCAACGAAUUUCCUUAGCACAAAUUAUGAGAGUCUGGAUUAUGAUCCCUGUGAAAAUAAUCUACUUCUGGAUGAAGAAAGAAAAAAGGGAUAUAAAUUCGUGAUUAAAAAGAAACUUGCAAGAUGGUUCAUUUUCCUAUUAAUAGGAAUUUGUACGGCUGUGAUAGCGUGCUUUGUAGAUAUAUCAAUCGAAGAAUUAUCAAAUUUAAAAUAUGGAUUAUUAAAAAAAUAUGUUGACAAAUGUGCAAUAGAAAAUUGUCUAAUAAUACCAUACAUAAUUUGGUUAGUUAUAAAUUUAUUUGUAGUUAUAAUAGGAGCAAUUUUAGUUGUAUAUGUAGAACCCAUAGCAGCAGGAAGUGGAAUACCACAAGUGAAAUGUUAUUUAAAUGGAAUAAAAAUUCCACGAGUUGUAAGAAUAAAGACAUUAGCUGUUAAAAUCAUAGGAGUUAUAACGACAGUUGUCGGAGGUUUAGCUGGUGGCAAGGAAGGACCAAUGAUUCAUUCCGGAGCAGUUGUGGCUGCGGGAAUAUCUCAAGGAAAAAGUACAACAUUCAAGAAAGACUUGAAAAUUUUUCAAUAUUUUCGUGAGGAUCAUGAGAAACGAGAUUUUGUCUCCGGUGGCGCAGCUUCUGGUGUUUCUGCAGCUUUCGGAGCACCAAUCGGUGGUGUUCUGUUCAGUAUAGAGGAAGGAGCGAGUUUUUUUAAUCAAAGUUUGACAUGGAGGACAUUUUUUGCGAGUAUGAUAACAACAUUCACUCUGAACAUUAUUCUAAGUGCCUAUCAUCAUCAUCCUGGUGAUCUCUCCUAUCCGGGUCUGUUGAAUUUGGGAAAAUUCGAGACCAUCAACUAUCAGAUUUAUGAAAUUCCACUAUUUAUGUUAGUGGGAACAAUCGGCGGUGCUUUUGGAGCACUUUGGAAUCAUUUGAAUUACAAAAUAACGUGCUAUCGAAUGAAGUACAUUAAGAAAAAAUGGCUUAAGGUUGUUGAAGUAUUACUUGUCGCUACAAUGAGCACAACAAUGGGAUUUUUAAUGAUGUUCUUUCUUAGCGACUGUCAAGAUUUGGGCAAGGAUCCAACGAAAUUUCCAAUUCAAUUAUUUUGCAGUAAUGGCCAGUACAAUGCUGCCGCCGCUCUUUGGUUCCAAACACCCGAGAGUACAGUUCGCUCUCUUUUUCACGAUCCUCCAGGUUCCCACAAUGCUGAAACAUUGAUUAUAUUCGUUUUGCUCUACUUUUUUUUGGCGGCAUGCACUUUUGGACUUUCAAUGUCAAGUGGACUAUUUAUUCCAUCGCUUUUAAUUGGCGCUGGUUGGGGCAGAUUAAUUGGCUCUGGAUUAACUGACAUUUUACCAUCACUUAAUUUAGAUCCUGGAAAGUAUGCAUUACUUGGUGCUGCAGCACAAUUGGGAGGAGUGGUGCGAAUGACUAUUAGUUUAACCGCAAUUUUAAUAGAAGCAACACAAGGAAUAUCUUUCGGUCUUCCAAUUAUUAUUGUUCUGAUAAUGUCCAAGUGGGUCGGUGACUUCUUUAAUGAGGGAAUUUAUGAAAUUCAUACGCAAAUGGCAGGAGUACCUUUGCUUGCCUGGGAAGCACCACCUUUGUCAAAUAAUAUUUAUGCCAGUGAAAUAAUGAGCCAUCCAGUGGUAUCAAUGAAAACAAUAGAAAAUGUUGGCCAUAUUGUUGAAGUUUUGAGAUGUGUUACUUUCAACGGAUUCCCGGUGGUUGAUCCACCAAGUGGAGAUCAGGAUGAAAUUACGUGCUAUGGACGAUUUCGAGGACUCAUCUUACGCUCGCAGUUAUUGGUUAUUUUGAGAAAUAAACUUUUCAACGAAUACGCUGAUUUUUGGGAGGAAAGAUUGGACAUAAAAAUAUUUAGAAACGAAUAUCCCAGAUAUCCAACCAUAGACGAGGUGGAAGUCACAGAAGAAGAAAAGACUUUUAUGAUAGAUUUAAGGCCUUUUAUGAAUCCAACUCCCUACACGUUGCAACAUUCAGCAACACUGCCUCGAGUAUUUCGACUCUUCAGAGCACUGGGACUCCGGCAUUUGCCAAUUUUAAAUGACACUAAUGAGGUUGUCGGUAUGAUAACGCGAAAAGACGUCGCCAGAUAUCGGAUAUGGAAGCAUCUGGGAAAAAUGGGUUUGGAUGAACUUUUAAUAACAGAUAAAUUCAAUACGUCUUCUUAAAAAAGUGAAAAAUAUUUAUAAUCUCAAGUUAUCUUCUCAUUUUUUUUACAAUUAAAAUUAAUUUUUUUUAUAAUUAAAUUUUAUAACUUAUUGAUAUUAUUUGUUCUUUGUAAAUUGUACAGCACUUUUUGUACAAUAAUCGACUGAUGUACAAAAAUCGACUUAUUUCAAAUAACCGAAAAAAACGUUGAAAUAAAGUCAGUUUCUAUUUUAAUAAAAA
Molecule: messenger RNA, 2851 nt
Organism: Leptopilina heterotoma
Lineage: Eukaryota; Metazoa; Arthropoda; Insecta; Hymenoptera; Figitidae
Gene: ClC-b
Product: H(+)/Cl(-) exchange transporter 7
Exons: 12
Coding region: 175-2631 (818 amino acids)
Biological process (GO): chloride transport; transmembrane transport
Cellular component (GO): intracellular membrane-bounded organelle; lysosomal membrane
Molecular function (GO): voltage-gated chloride channel activity
Source: RefSeq, a predicted model, not a curated record